Molecule: messenger RNA, 929 nt
Organism: Scheffersomyces coipomensis
Lineage: Eukaryota; Fungi; Ascomycota; Pichiomycetes; Serinales; Debaryomycetaceae
Gene: DPP1
Product: Dpp1p
Exons: 2
Coding region: 1-783 (260 amino acids)
Biological process (GO): phospholipid metabolic process
Molecular function (GO): phosphatidate phosphatase activity
Source: RefSeq, a predicted model, not a curated record
AUGAAGUUAUAUUUUUCGUCGGAUAAGUUUAAGAAAUUCAUUCCUGAUUGGAUCACCAUAGUGGUAUUAAUCAUUAUAUUCUUUAAUGUAUUAGAAACUGCACCACCAUUCACAAGACAAUUUUCCAUUAAUGAUUCAAGAAUUUCUCAUCCAUUUGCCAAACAAGAAAGAUUUACUGAUAAUGAGUUAUAUUUAUGGAGUUUGAUCGUUCCUUCUAUUUUAGUAUCACUUAUAUCCUCAUUCUUUGAUAAAUUACACCUUCUACAAGUAUCCAACGUAGGAUUAUGGUUCAGUGUUGUCUUUGCAGCAGUAUUAACUGAUAUUUUGAAAUGUUGGAUUGGAAAUCCCAGACCUGAUUUCCUUAGUAGAUGUGGACCAAAAGCAUCUACUCCAAUUGACGUUCUUGUCGAUAUAGAUUGUUGUACCCUGCCAUUGGGUCCAAUGUAUCUUAUGGAUGGAAUGAAAUCAACUCCAUCCGGUCAUUCUUCAAUGUCAUUUGCAGGAUUAUUAUAUCUUUCAUUCUGGUUAUUUGGUCAAUUCAAAGUAUUAUCAAAGGGCGCUACUCCUCAUAAAUUCAUAUCUAAUUUAUAUCUUUAUUUGGCCUUCUCGUUACCGGUAUUAUUUGCUAGUUAUAUUGCCUUAAGUAGGACUCAAGAUUAUAGACAUCAUUUCUUUGAUGUUGGGUUUGGAUCCUUGAUUGGGAUUGUGAUGGCUUAUUUCAGUUAUUUCAAGUAUUUUAAUGCUUUAUUUGAUGUGAAUAGUCAUUUACCCAUUGAUUAUUAGAAUGGUGAUUAGUUUGUGAUUUAUAGUUUGUUUGUUUGAUUUUUUUUUGUUUGUUCUGUUUAUAGAGUUGAUAUUUUCUUAUCAACUAUCAACCCACCAUAGAAUACAUAUACCUAAUAUUUAUCAUUUCUACAAUGACAUAAACU